AUGGGCAGCAGCAAUAUUCCUUCUGUUGCGUCGCUUGACCGGCCCGAGAAGUACCAGGACCUGCUCAAGGAAGACCGCGGCGAAGACUGUCUGCCGUGUCGUGUCGUUGGCGGCGGUGCCUUCCUCGGCCUUGCGGCGUACAGCUACAUCUCGGGCACAUCCCAGCUCCAGCAACAGCGCCAAGCCAUCUUGAAGAGCGGCUCGUUUUUUGGCAUGCGCAGUCGCCAGGCAGGCAUAGCCGGUAUCUCGCUGGGCCUGGCCUGGGCCGGUCUGUGGCGUCUGUUCAAGUGA
Molecule: messenger RNA, 291 nt
Organism: Sporothrix brasiliensis 5110
Lineage: Eukaryota; Fungi; Ascomycota; Sordariomycetes; Ophiostomatales; Ophiostomataceae
Exons: 2
Coding region: 1-291 (96 amino acids)
Source: RefSeq, a predicted model, not a curated record